Phytophthora nicotianae INRA-310 is the source of this 315-nucleotide messenger RNA. RefSeq lists its product as hypothetical. Bases 1 to 315 code for a protein of 104 amino acids. The transcript has a single exon. The record is from RefSeq and is a predicted model, not a curated record. NCBI's taxonomy places the organism in Eukaryota, Oomycota, Peronosporomycetes, Peronosporales, Peronosporaceae.
AUGUCCAAUAGGUCACUCAAAUUACUGGAGGAUAUCGCGUCCUCCGAUCCACUGUUCUCUCCGCUUGAUCCGGACCCAGAGACUGCUUCGCUCGUCUUGGUAGUGGUAGAAGCGCGCUCCUCGCUGAUGUCGUCAAGGGACAACAAAUUGCGCGUGGUAUCGGCGGCAACGAGGUCGUUGCUGGCAUACAAAACGAUGGCACUUGCCAAUACGACGAAGUUCAAACGCAUUUUUCUCGUUUCAAAUGUCUGGUUGAUGUGCUUGUGCAGGUGGAAUGCAAAUUUUGAAGUGCUCAUGGAGCCGAUACGGAAGUAA